Molecule: messenger RNA, 2118 nt
Organism: Arabidopsis thaliana (thale cress)
Lineage: Eukaryota; Viridiplantae; Streptophyta; Magnoliopsida; Brassicales; Brassicaceae
Product: Leucine-rich repeat (LRR) family protein
Exons: 1
Coding region: 294-1730 (478 amino acids)
Cellular component (GO): membrane
Source: RefSeq, marked reviewed
CAAAAUAUUAUUUAAACAUGAUAGAAAACAAUUGUAAUUUGACAACAAAGUUCUAGAAAAAUAAGAUACAUAAAUCCUUUAUCUAUAAUCAUCAAAAUAUUAUAAAAAUCUGAUGAAAGAAACUGUCUCUUUCGAGGGGUUGAGAGAUAAUAAAUUCGACAACGAUUACGGAUAUUACCACAACUUAUUGCCACCACAUGAACAUGAAUUGGUCAAAAUCGGCAGCUCUUGAUUCAACGUUUUCCUUCUAUUAAUAGCGACCAAUUGUGUCUUUCAAUCAACACAACUCAACCAUGAACUCUUGUUGCUUCCCUCUCUUCAUCUUUGCAUUCGUUAUCUUUCUCCGGUGUUUAAGUCCCAUUGAAGCUGCCACGUGUCAUCCUGAUGACGAGGCGGGUCUUUUAGCUUUUAAAUCGGGUAUAACUCAAGAUCCUACGGGUAUUCUCAGCUCUUGGAAGAAAGGUACUGACUGCUGUUCAUGGAAGGGUGUCGGUUGUCUCACCAACCGCGUCACCGGACUCACUAUCAACGGACAAUCUGAUGUUACUGGAAGCUUUCUUUCUGGCACUAUCUCGCCGUCAUUGGCCAAACUCCAACACCUUGUUGGUAUUUACUUCACCAAUCUUCGAAACAUCACUGGUUCUUUUCCUCAAUUCCUUUUCCAAUUACCAAAUGUAAAACAAGUCUACUUCACGAAUAGCCGUCUCUCCGGUCCUCUUCCAGCUAACAUUGGUGCGCUAAGCGAGUUAGGAGAACUAAGUCUCGACGGAAACCUGUUUACUGGUCCGAUCCCGAGUUCCAUUUCCAAUUUAACCCGGUUAUAUCUGCUCAAUCUUGGAGAUAAUCUCUUAACCGGAACUAUACCUUUAGGUCUUGCUAAUCUCAAGAUCUUGUUGUCACUCAACUUUGGCAACAAUCGUCUCUCUGAAACCAUACCGGAUAUUUUCAAAUCCAUGCAGAAGCUCCAAUCUCUAACCCUCUCCCGCAACAAAUUCUCUGGAAAUCUUCCUCCGUCCAUUGCAUCACUCAAACCAAUUCUCAAUUACCUCGAUCUAAGCCAGAAUAAUCUCUCUGGGACAAUCCCGACCUUUUUAUCAAACUUCAAGGUACUAGACUCAUUGGAUCUUUCUAGAAAUAGGUUCUCUGGGGUUGUUCCGAAGAGUUUAGCCAAUAUGCCUAAACUUUUCCAUCUCAAUCUCUCCCACAAUUUUCUAACUGGUCCACUCCCUGCCAUGAAGAACGUUGAUGGCCUUGCCACUCUAGAUCUUUCAUACAACCAAUUUCACCUCAAAACGAUACCGAAAUGGGUGACCUCGUCGCCGUCCAUGUACUCGUUGAAGCUGGUAAAAUGCGGGAUCAAUAUGAGCUUAGACAAUUGGAAGCCAGUGAGACCCAAUAUUUACUUUUACAUCGAUCUGUCAGAAAACGAGAUCUCAGGGAGUCUAACAUGGUUCUUCAACCUAGCGCAUAACCUAUAUGAGUUUCAAGCGUCAGGGAACAAACUUCGAUUCGACAUGGGGAAGCUGAAUUUAAGUGAGAGACUAGAAAGCCUCGAUCUAUCAAGGAAUUUGAUAUUUGGGAAGGUACCAAUGACCGUGGCUAAACUGCAAAAAUUGAACUUGAGUCAUAACCAUCUUUGUGGAAAGCUUCCAGUGACUAAAUUCCCGGCCAGCGCGUUUGUCGGUAAUGACUGUCUCUGCGGCUCUCCGCUUUCUCCUUGUAAAAUUUAGCGGCAAAAAGGUACAAUUUUGUAGUUGAGUACUGUAACACAUAGCUCUGAAUAAGAUUUGUAAUAACAAAAUUAGCCUACUCGGCUACGCCAUACAUGGACAUGAUUUUUAUUUUUUUUACUGGAAUAGAAAAUAACAAAAUAUUUAAGGGGAAAAUCACAUUUUAAACCUAACACUGAGCAGCACUUUAAACCUCAAGAUAUUUUCACUAGCAUUAUAAACCUCCAAAUUAAUUAAACUAACACUCUAGAUCUCCAAAUUAACAUUUUUUGUUUGUACAGCCCUAAAAGAUAACAGAACAGAACACUAACUAACAGAACAUUAACAGAAGUUACAGAAUAAUGAACUUUUGUCAGUUAAAAGAAAAAGUAAAACAUGUUUAGAAAAA